AUGGACACAGACACAGGCAUGCACCAAAACCAACACAACAACCAACACAACAACCAGCACAACAACCACCUCCACAACCAGCACAACAACCAACACAACAACCAACACAACAACCAGCACAACAACCACCUCCACAACCAGCACAACAACCAACACAACAACCAGCACAGCAACCAACAGUUCAAAACCCUGCACAACAACAACCACAAACAGAGCAAGGACAUAAAAGAAGUAGAGAACAAGGAAACCAAGAAUUCUUAA
This is a messenger RNA of Trichomonas vaginalis G3, 261 nucleotides long. RefSeq lists its product as uncharacterized. The record is from RefSeq and is a predicted model, not a curated record. The coding region runs from base 1 to 261 and encodes 86 amino acids. NCBI's taxonomy places the organism in Eukaryota, Parabasalia, Trichomonadida, Trichomonadidae. The transcript has a single exon.